AUGAAGUUGCUUACUGCUAAUUUUUUGACCUGUGCUGUCAAGGGCUGCAAAGCAGCAGCGUCGUCCUACCCACUGCAUUUUAAGGAUGCUGAACUCGAACUACAAGAGAUCGACUUUCAGCCGGAAUUCAUACACAAUAUUAUCCCACGAAUUGACUGGGAAGGUCUGCGCGUAAUGGCCAAUGAGCUGGGCUUCCCUAAGAUCCCUGAUUUGAAGCCUGAAGGCGAUGCACUCAAUGAUGAGCAGACAAUGAGAGAUCUUCACAGACUGCUACUAGAGACGCAUGUUGUGGAAGGAAGACUAUGCUGUGGCAACUGCGGUCAUGAGUAUAUGAUCAAGGAAGGAAUCGCUAAUUUCCUUCUGCCCAGCCAUCUGGUGUAA
This is a messenger RNA of Aspergillus japonicus CBS 114.51, 381 nucleotides long. Its product is annotated as RNA methylation protein TRM112. The transcript is spliced from 3 exons. Gene Ontology annotation, biological process: peptidyl-glutamine methylation; tRNA methylation; rRNA (guanine-N7)-methylation. The record is from RefSeq and is a predicted model, not a curated record. The coding region runs from base 1 to 381 and encodes 126 amino acids. Lineage: Eukaryota; Fungi; Ascomycota; Eurotiomycetes; Eurotiales; Aspergillaceae. Gene Ontology annotation, molecular function: protein heterodimerization activity.